GCUGGAGAAGCCGCUGGAGAACGAUGCAGAGGGGGUGUGGAGCCCCGACAUCGAGCAGAGCUUCCAGGAGGCGCUGAACAUCUACCCGCCCUGCGGCCGGAGGAAGAUCAUCCUCUCUGACGAGGGAAAGAUGACGAAACGAGUUGAUAGCAAGAUACAUCAAACUCAGAACGGGGAAGUGGCGAACCAGGAAGCAGGUGUCCAGUCACAUCCAGGUGCUGGCCCGACGGAAGGCCAGAGACAUCCAGGUGAAGCUGAAGGACCAUGUGGCCAAAGACAAGGCCCUUCAGAGCAUGGCGGCCAUGUCCUCCGCCCAGAUCAUCUCAGCCUCCGUCUUCCAGAACACGCUGACCCUGCAGGAGCUUGCCCAGCCUGCCUUCCCAUCAGCCACUGGGUUUUGGCAUGGUGCUAUGCAGGGACUGCCUGGUUCUGAGGACAUCAAGCCCUUUUCACAGCAGAGCUACAGCCCAGCUCCUAUUACAGGCUAUGAGAGUGCAGCGGGCGUGUCCGUGCCCUCCGGCGCCUCCUGGCUGGCGCGCAGUAUCGCCACAUCCAGGUUCCGCAUGUUGGAGUUCUCCGCCUUCCUGGAGCAUCAGCUGGACCCCGAAAGCUAUAACAAACACCUGUUUGUGCACAUGGGCCAGUCCGGGCCCUCCUUCGGUGAUCCGUGCCUGGAAGCUGUGGACGUGCGGCAGAUCUACGACAAGUUCCCCGAGAAGGGGGGGCUGAGGGAGCUGUUUGAGAAGGGCCCGGCCGACGCCUUCUUCCUGGUCAAGUUCUGGGCAGACCUGGGCGGCAGCCUCCAGGAUGGGGGCUCCGAGUUCUACGGCAUGUCCAGUCUGUACGAGAGCUCGGAGAGCAUGACCAUCACCUCCUGCACCAGGGUCUGCUCCUUCAGCAAGCAGGUGGUGGAGAAAGUGGAGACGGACUGCGGCAGGCUGGAGAACGGGCGCUAUGUUUACCAGUUCCAGCGCUCGCCAUUGUGCGAGUACAUGAUCAACUUCAUCCACAAACUCCAGCACCUGCCCGAGAAAUACAUGAUGAACAGCGUGCUGGAGAACUUCACCAUCCUGCAGGUGGUGUCGAACAGAGACACGCUGGAGACCCUGCUCUGCGUGGCGUACGUCUUCGAGGUGUCCGCCAGCAAGCACGGCGCCCAGCACCACAUCUACAGGCUCGUCAGGGACUGAGGACUGAGAGAACCAUCUCCUGUCACCACGGCAACAAACUCCUCCCUCUGGGACGGCCAGCCGACCCUCUGUGUCAGUGUUAGGGGGCCCGUGUGCUGUGACUUUUGUGUCCUUACGUCGACAGGAAGUGCCACCAGUCAAAGCCAUGAGGGAACAUUCAUAGAGGGAAGUGAGUAUUGUGCCCGGAUGAGGGCGUGCUCAGACUGUGCUUUGGGAUGUUGUCACUGUCAUUUCAUUCUAUUUCAUUUUUAUUUUUUACUGAAGGAGGAAACUGUGAAACAAUGCAUGCACUGACUGUCUGUUAUUGUAUAUAAAUUUUCCCAGAAUCUCGGUUAAGAUUUCUGUUCUGCACAGUUGCAUGUGAGGGAGCAGCACGCUCACAGGUAACUGAGAAAAGAGGUCCCAAAGUGCCACCCAAUGGUGGUCAUGGCGAAUUACACCACAGCUGCAGUAAGGAGGCCACAAUGGGAUCGCAAGCUGCUAAAUUCUAUGCUUUCUGAAGCAGUCAGCGUGUUUGUUCCCUGUCUUUUCCCACUUCCCAAAUAAUGUGUGGCGUUCCAAAAAGCUCUAGCCGUCAGGGUCUAAUUACCAUAUAAAAGACCUUCAUCAUAAUUUUCCACAGUAAUGGGCAAAGCAUGAAUGUUUAAUGGAUUUGUUUUUCAGAUGUGAAAUUGUAUUUAACAUUUAAUGCCACUGAAUGAAAAUAAAAGUGAGCUGAGAUGGAACUA
Molecule: messenger RNA, 1918 nt
Organism: Anguilla rostrata (American eel)
Lineage: Eukaryota; Metazoa; Chordata; Actinopteri; Anguilliformes; Anguillidae
Product: transcriptional enhancer factor TEF-3-like
Exons: 11
Coding region: 294-1190 (298 amino acids)
Biological process (GO): embryonic organ development; hippo signaling; regulation of transcription by RNA polymerase II
Cellular component (GO): transcription regulator complex
Molecular function (GO): DNA-binding transcription factor activity, RNA polymerase II-specific; RNA polymerase II cis-regulatory region sequence-specific DNA binding
Source: RefSeq, a predicted model, not a curated record